GCUAUGAUCACUAGAGGAAGGAACCCAAAGACCCUGAAACUUUACGUCUAACGGCCCCGCAGAGGAAUUUGUCCCUAACGAAACGCAGAAACGCCUUCCCGUAGCGGUUUAAAGGGAGAGGAAGUGAUAUAACGUGAGAUUAACGCGGUAGUUGUCCCAACUGAGCGACUCGCCAGUUAGCAUAACGUUAGUGCCACUGACUUUGAAUCAAGGUAGCUGUUAGCUCGCUGCUCUACUAGCCAGCUGUUGGCUGCUUGGCUUGGCUUGGCUGGCCCAACAAGUUAACUAAGUGAUUAACUGUAUGAAAGCGUUCAGUAAUUGAAUCGUGAAGUGGGAAUCGGCUCUCUUUGUCUACAGGCACUAUUAGGGACUUUUGCAGAGAGCGGAAUCAGACGACAACAAGUCGACUCAGCGCGUUGUGAACAUUAUUAUUCCAGCUAACCUCUGCGCUAGCUAGUGCACUAACGCUAGCUAAGUUGGGAUCCUGAAGUCUCGCCCAUUUUUUGGAUCCUGCCCCAGCCAUUGGCUAAGGGCUAAUCAACAGCCAACUAGUCUGGUUUUCAGGUCCGAUUGGUACUACGAUGGAAAGUCUAACGUUGACUGAUGUCGAACAGAAAUAUUACUCGGAUUUGUUCGUUUACUGCGACACGGACAACACGAAAAAAGUGGCUUCUAAUGGGAGAGUUCUUGACCUUUUCCGGGCGGCCCAGCUACCCAGCGAAGUUGUCCUGCAGAUCACAGAACUAUGUGGAGCCACUCGCCUGGGUCACUUCGGGAGGAGCCAGUUCUACAUCGCUCUCAAGCUCAUAGCCAUCGCCCAGUCCGGGCUUCCCCUGAGGGUGGAAAGCCUCAACUCGGUCAAGGACCUGCCGCUGCCCAGGUUUGUGGUGGGGAAGAACGAGGCAGAGGCGAGGCACGCAGCGCUCUACCAGGACACAGACAGCCAGGGUUUGUACCCAGCCUCUGCUACUGCAGUAAUACCCAGACCACCAGGAAGGGGACACCAGAACAAGAAAGGUCCCCCAUCCUCAGCUUCACUUCCUGUCCAUGAGGUCGUCCAGCCCCUGGCACCCAGCAUAGAACCACAGCCCGAACCGACGUCCCCGGUGGUCUCCCCUCAUCAGUCUCCCCCCUCCUCCCCUCCCUCCUGGAGGAAACACAAGAGGCAGCACAGCGGAGGAAACGCAGACAGACAGCCGGUGGUGGCUGCAACUGGAGCCGUGUGGACGCAGUUCAGAGAACCACAAACAGGUCCAGUGUCCGGUGAUGGCAUGUGGUUGUCCCACUCGCCUCCUCCUCCGGGUCAGGAAAGUUGGGUCAGUUUCACAGCAGACACCCCGCCAUCCAGCACGCUCCCCGCAAUGCAUCCCUCGUCAGUCCAGGAAAGCACAACGAUACGAACAGUGGCCUCAGCAGCGACGACUAACGAGAUCCAACGACAGUCCAGCGGCUACGACGAUCCGUGGAAGAUCACGGACGAGCAGAGACAGUAUUAUAUUAACCAAUUCAAAACCAUCCAGCCAGACCUCACCGGCUUCAUACCUGGUUCAGCAGCAAAAGAGUUCUUCACCAAAUCAAAACUACCGAUUUUAGAGCUGUCGCAUAUUUGGGAGCUGUCAGACUUCGAUAAAGACGGAGCGCUGACCCUGGACGAGUUCUGCGCUGCAUUCCACCUGGUUGUGGCCAGGAAGAAUGGCUAUGACCUCCCUGAGAAGCUGCCUGAGAGCCUGAUGCCAAAGCUGAUUGACCUGGAUGACUCAGCAGAGGUCUCGGAGUCAAACACUGACGUCGGAUACUCGGGCUCCCCGGUGGAGGUCACCCCCAACAAGUCUCCCUCCAUGCCUUCACUCAACCAGGCCUGGCCAGAGAUGAACCAGAGCAAUGAGCAGUGGGAGACGUUUAGCGAGCGCUCCUCCAGCUCACAAACUCUGACCCAAUUUGACUCUAACAUUGCACCAGCUGACCCUGACACAGCCAUCGUUCAUCCGGUUCCCAUCCGGAUGACACCCAGUAAGAUCCACAUGCAGGAGAUGGAGCUGAAGAGGACCGGCAGCGACCACAACCACCCCACCAGUCCUCUGCUGGCCAAGCCUCCAGAGCUGUCGGAAGAAGCCAAACUACCUGCCUCCAUGAAGUUUGUAGCUGCCAACACUGUAGGUGAUGGUUAUAGCAGUUCAGACUCCUUCACAUCAGACCAGGAGCCAAUCACAAGACAAAGGUCUCAGUCGGGUACGUCUCCAGAGGCUCUGAAGGUGGUAGCCCCUCCUCCCCCUCCACCUCGCCCUCACCCGUCUCACUCUCGCUCCUCGUCUCUGGACAUGAACCGCACCUUCGCUGCCGCAUCAGCCACAGGACAACCACAACCCUCUACGAUAGCUUACCCGCCUGCCGUGCCUCCUCGACCGCUACCGACACAGACAUCAGUACCACACACCGGGCAUCGUGUGGAGGCAGAGGCUGUACCAGGAGGCGGGGCAGUGCUCACCACCACCUCCCCCCAGCAGAUUCCUCAGCAGCCCAAUUUCGCAGACUUCAGUCAGUUUCAGGCCUUCGCCGCCUCUGAACAGCCUUCCAGCCUGCCGGAGGUCGACAAACACAGUGAGGCGGGACAGGUGGAUAAGGCACCAGAGGGAGCUGGCCCUUUGAGAACAGUGAAGAGUGAUGGCCAAGCAGAUGAGAGAGCCUCAACUACUGUCAACUCUGCCAAAGGUUCUUCUGGGCCACUAGCUCCUCCUCCUAAACCUGUACGUCGGAGGUUGAAAUCUGAAGAUGAGCUGCGACCGGAGGACGAGCAGCACGGUCCACAAAAAUCAAACGUCAUAGCUGCUGUCCUGGCCACUCAGCCCUCCAUCCCCAGGUCAGUAGGAAAGGACAAAAAGGCGAUUCAAGCUUCAAUCAGAAGAAACAAGGAGACUAACACAGUGUUGGCAAGACUUAACAGUGAACUGCAGCAACAGCUGAAGGACCUGCUCGAAGAGAGGAUAUCUCUGGAAGUCCAGCUGGAGCAGCUCAGACCCUUCUCUCAUCUUUAACCAACGUGUGGAGGGAAAACUCGACUGUAGUUCAUCCGAAGCAAGGCUGUGGGCCUCGGUGUGACUCCCCCCUCCAUCCCUCCUUCGCUCCCUCCUACCUCCCUUCCCUCCUCCCAUCAUCCAGGCUUUUCCCUCGAGGCUCGGACCUGCCGCAGGGUGCUCCGUUAAAACUCUCAUGCUCAAUCACCCAAUUAUCAAUCAUAAACCCGGAAGGACCUGAGAGCACAGUCUUAACCAGGUGGGAGGCGGAGGUGACAGGAGCGUGGGGGGGAUUUUACAAACUGGCACUUUUCGAAUUUUCUCUGAAGAGAGGCGAAGGUGAGGACGACGGUGAACUGAGAAACGGUUAGGAGAAGCAGACAAGACGCUGCCAACGCUGGUGUCUGAUUACUUUCCUCUCUGAAUGACUGAAGAAGAAAGGGGGAGUGUGUGAGUCACGUGUUUGUGUGACUGUUUUGUGUAUUUGUGUUCCUGUUUAGUGACUAACUUGAGGCUAGCAUCAGUUCAUGUUUGUUCUCUCUUGGGGUAGAGACUCUGCCACACCAAAUUAUAAAUCGGGCACAUUUAAAGAGACAACUUGGAAGUAUGCUUCAAUGCUGCCUUUCUAUAAGUGAGAGAAGAAGAUCUAUAUGAGCCUUUUAAGUGAUAAGGGCAGAGAUAAAAUCUGCACUUAGCCUAGCUUAGCAUAAAGACUGGAAACAGGGUGAAAUAGCUAGCCUGCCUGUCUCCAAAGCUCAAAAAAAAUGCACCGACCAGCACCUCUAAAAUUCACUAAUUAACACAUUGUUUCUGAUUUGUUUAAUCCACACAAAAGCAGAAAUGUAAAAAGGAUAAUUUGUGGUUUUAGGGGUCUUACAUGCUAAAGCUAUUUCAUCUAACUCAGAAAGAAAGUGAAUAAAUGUAUUUCCAAAAUGUUGAACUCUUUCUUUGUCUUCUUGCUUAUUGGCAUGACAUCUUUCCGACUACCAUGAAUGCGUAUAUAAAACUGGACAACAGUCGUGGGAGAUCUCUGCUUUAAAUAUAGUCUCUUACUAAACAUUUGCCUCCUGAAUGUCACUGGCUCUCCACCAUUUUCAAAAGUAAAAUUGUUAUAAUCUCCUAUUAGAGGCUUUGAAAACCAUAAAAAGUCUGUCAGGAACUUACGUCUGCCAGUAAGCAAGGAAUGCAAAAUUGACUUUUUUUUUUGACUGGAAUUUGGUGUGCUUGGUCUCCCCAUUAAAACAUUUUAGGCUACCUCCGGACAGGACUCUUAUAUGUGUGUGUGUGUGUGUGUGUGUGUGUGUGUGUGUGUUUGUGCUUGUGAUGCCUUUAAUGGCGUCAUCAUCAUGGUGAAGGCUUUUUUGAUUCAUCCUGUGACAUGAUAUCAGCCCACAUCCAUCUUCUACUGCCCCUUGAAGUCUAUGUGUGUGAGUGUGUGUGUGUGUGAGAGUGUGAUGGUGUGACAUGAUGAAUGAAUGCUUUGUCUUGUUUUUCUUCUUCUCUGUUACACAGUGUUUGGGGAUUGAUGUGACUGAAUGGUUUAACUUUAAUGCCAAAUGACUGAACUCUCACUCUGCUCUCUCACCUCUAAGUGAGCGAUGUUUUUAAAGGAGA
Molecule: messenger RNA, 4625 nt
Organism: Seriola dumerili (greater amberjack)
Lineage: Eukaryota; Metazoa; Chordata; Actinopteri; Carangiformes; Carangidae
Gene: reps1
Product: RALBP1 associated Eps domain containing 1
Exons: 19
Coding region: 582-3032 (816 amino acids)
Biological process (GO): endosomal transport; endocytosis
Cellular component (GO): plasma membrane; cytoplasm
Molecular function (GO): protein binding; calcium ion binding
Source: RefSeq, a predicted model, not a curated record